This is a messenger RNA of Mustela lutreola (European mink), 7943 nucleotides long. It is a transcript of the gene ARHGAP42, whose product is annotated as Rho GTPase activating protein 42. The record is from RefSeq and is a predicted model, not a curated record. Lineage: Eukaryota; Metazoa; Chordata; Mammalia; Carnivora; Mustelidae. The transcript is spliced from 24 exons. Gene Ontology annotation, cellular component: cytoplasm. Gene Ontology annotation, biological process: signal transduction. Gene Ontology annotation, molecular function: GTPase activator activity; protein binding. Bases 12 to 2636 code for a protein of 874 amino acids.
GCGUCUGUGCCAUGGGGCUGCCUACUCUGGAGUUCAGCGAUUCCUACUUGGACAGCCCGGAUUUCAGGGAGCGCCUGCAGUGUCACGAGAUUGAACUGGAGCGAACCAACAAGUUCAUCAAAGAGCUCAUUAAGGACGGCUCUCUGCUCAUUGGGGCGCUGAGGAAUCUGUCUAUGGCAGUACAGAAAUUUUCCCAGUCACUGCAAGAUUUCCAAUUUGAAUGUAUUGGUGAUGCUGAAACAGAUGAUGAAAUUAGUAUCGCUCAGUCACUAAAGGAAUUUGCAAGAUUACUCAUUGCAGUAGAAGAAGAAAGGAGGAGACUGAUUCAAAACGCUAAUGAUGUAUUAAUUGCUCCACUUGAGAAGUUUCGCAAAGAACAGAUAGGUGCAGCAAAAGAUGGAAAGAAGAAGUUUGACAAGGAGAGUGAAAAGUACUAUUCUAUUCUUGAUAAACAUUUAAAUUUAUCUGCAAAGAAAAAGGAAUCUCAUUUGCAAGAGGCAGAUACACAGAUUGACCGAGAACAUCAAAAUUUUUAUGAAGCAUCACUAGAGUAUGUCUUUAAAAUUCAAGAGGUUCAAGAAAAAAAGAAGUUUGAAUUUGUUGAACCGCUUUUGUCAUUCCUUCAGGGUUUAUUUACUUUUUAUCACGAGGGAUAUGAACUCGCCCAGGAAUUUGCACCAUAUAAGCAACAACUUCAGUUCAACUUGCAGAAUACAAGGAAUAAUUUUGAAAGUACACGACAAGAAGUAGAGCGGUUGAUGCAAAGAAUGAAAUCUGCCAACCAAGAUUACAGACCACCCAGCCAGUGGACAAUGGAAGGCUACCUUUAUGUCCAGGAGAAACGACCCCUUGGUUUUACAUGGAUUAAACAUUAUUGUACAUAUGAUAAGGGAAGUAAAACAUUUACAAUGAGUGUUUCAGAAAUGAAAUCCAGUGGGAAAAUGAAUGGCCUUGUUACUGGCUCACCAGAAAUGUUUAAAUUGAAAUCUUGUAUCCGACGAAAGACAGAUUCAAUUGACAAACGGUUCUGCUUUGACAUAGAAGUAGUUGAAAGGCAUGGAAUCAUCACAUUGCAGGCAUUCUCAGAAGCUAAUCGGAAACUCUGGCUCGAAGCCAUGGAUGGUAAAGAACCGAUUUACACACUGCCUGCCAUUAUUAGCAAGAAAGAAGAAAUGUACUUAAAUGAAGCAGGGUUCAACUUUGUGAGAAAAUGCAUUCAAGCUGUGGAAACAAGAGGCAUCACUAUUUUAGGCCUCUACCGAAUAGGAGGAGUAAACUCCAAAGUUCAGAAACUCAUGAACACAACAUUUUCUCCCAAAUCCCCUCCUGAUAUUGACAUUGAUAUUGAAUUGUGGGAUAAUAAGACAAUAACAAGUGGACUAAAAAACUACCUCAGAUGUCUUGCAGAACCAUUGAUGACUUACAAGUUACACAAAGAUUUUAUUGUUGCAGUUAAAUCUGAUGACCAAAACUACCGGGUGGAAGCUGUACAUGCACUGGUGCACAAACUACCAGAAAAAAACAGAGAGAUGCUGGACAUCUUAAUAAAACACCUCGUCAAAGUAUCACUACACAGCCAACAAAAUCUCAUGACUGUCUCUAACCUUGGUGUUAUAUUUGGCCCAACUCUCAUGAGAGCACAAGAAGAAACUGUGGCUGCCAUGAUGAAUAUUAAAUUUCAGAAUAUUGUGGUUGAAAUUCUGAUCGAGCACUAUGAAAAGAUUUUUCAUACUGCCCCAGACCCAAGCAUUCCUCUUCCUCAGCCUCAGUCUCGAUCUGGAUCCCGAAGGACACGAGCAAUCUGCCUGUCCACAGGUUCCCGGAAGCCCAGAGGGAGGUAUACACCGUGCCUGGCAGAACCUGAUAGUGACUCUUACAGCAGCAGCCCUGACAGCACACCCAUGGGGAGCAUUGAGUCACUCUCCUCUCACUCCUCUGAACAAAACAGCACAACCAAGUCUGCUUCCUGCCAGCCCAGGGAGAAAUCUGGAGGGAUUCCUUGGAUUGUAUCCCCAUCACCUUCCAAUGGACAGAAAAAUCUUGGACUCUGGACAACUAGUCCUGAAUCAAGUUCUAAAGAGGAUGCAGCCAAAACAGAUGCAGAAUCAGAUUGCCAAAGUGUUGCCUCAGUCACCAGCCCAGGGGAUGUUUCCCCACCCAUAGACCUAGUCAAGAAGGGGCCGUAUGGGCUUUCAGGACUGAAAAGAGCCUCAGCUUCCUCUCUCAGAUCCAUCUCUGCAGCUGAAGGAAGCAAGAGCUACAGCGGAUCCAUUCAAAGCUUAACUUCUAUAGGUUCCAAAGAGAUACCCAAAGCCCCACCAAACCCAGACCUGCCUCCAAAAAUGUGCAGGAGGUUAAGGCUAGACACCGCCUCAAGCAAUGGCUACCAGCGACCUGGCUCUGUUGUGGCAGCAAAAGCCCAACUGUUUGAAAAUGUUGGUUCACUUAAGCUGGUUUCUUCUGGGCGCCAAGCCAAAGCCAUGUACUCUUGUAAAGCAGAACACAGCCACGAGCUUUCCUUUCCACAGGGGGCAAUAUUUUCCAAUGUGUACCCAUCAGUGGAACCAGGAUGGUUGAAAGCAACUUAUGAAGGCAAAACAGGACUAGUUCCAGAAAAUUAUGUUGUCUUCCUCUAAUACUGUUUAGUGGAUGGCAGUAUCUUCAUGGUAUCCAUGGUAACAAUAAUAAGUGCUAUGAUUUUAUCUGACACAGAUAUGGCAAUAAGCCCACUAAAUGAAAAGUAAAUUUCUAUCAGGUUUGUACACCGGCAGACUAUGUAGCCCCCUAUAAAUGGAAAAGAAAAAAAAAUGCUUAAAUUGCUUGAUAUGCCGUUUUUUUUUUUAAAUCUUGACUUUUUUUAUUUUAAAAUCUUUCUCCACCUGUUUUUUUCUAAUAAGUAACUCUGCAAAUUAUCUCUUCCAUGACAAUUGUAGAAUCUCAAAUACUGUGUUAAGUACUAUAUCCCAGAAUUUUGGAAACUAGAAAUUUGCUAUAAGGAUUUUUAGAUAUGUCCUUUACUGCCUGGCAUUCUCUGAGGUACCUUGAAAUCAUUACUUAAAAAUGUAAUUUAAAUUGUUCAUUUAUUAUUUUUUCUUAAGAAUUUACCUCUUUUAUGUAUGAUUGUUUUGCUGGUCCUAAACAUUUCAAGGAAUAAGGGUUUUUUUAACAUAAGUUUAUUUUUAUUUGUUUACCAAGUAGAUGAUAUUCAAAAAGAAUAAUGUAUAUGAUGUCUAUAAAUGAAACCCAGUUAAGUCAUACACUGAUUUCAAUAUAAACACUCCAUUCAGCAUUCCAGACACCUUCUAUGGGCAUAGUAGGGAUUAGCAGACUAUUUCUGUCAAGGUCUUAUAGUAAAUAUUUGGGAGUUUUGCAGACCUUGAAGGUCUUCCCCACAAUGGUCAACCCUGCUAUUGUAGCAGAAAGCACCAUAGACAAUGAGUAAGCAAAUGAACAUGUCUUAGUGCCAAUACAACUUUACUUAUGGACCCUAAAAUUUGAAAAUCAAAAUUCUUGUGUCCUGCAUGUCAUCCUUAACUUCUUAAAAUCUAUUUAAAAAUAGAAAUAUUUUAGCUGAUGAGCCAUACAAAACUGAUGGCAAGCCAGAUUUGACUCACGGGUCAUGGUUUGCUGACACCUGGUUAAGAGGCUUUGUAAAGCUAUCUUUAUAAUUUGGGGAUUUUAUGAAAUUUUAUUACAUUAACAUAUAAAUAAAAACACAUAACAUAUAAUUUUACUAUAUUAACAUGAUAAGUCAUACACAUAUCAUCUACUAGGGGCAUUAUAGUGGCAUCACAAAAUAUAACUACAAUAAUAGGAAAACAGUGUAAAAAGUGCAGUUUUAAGGCAUGCAGCCUGAAUUCUACUGGUAACACUGUAAAGUGUCAACGUAUUUUAUUGUUAUCUCAUUUUAAUUUUGGCUUUUGAGAAAUUCUUGUACAAAUGAUAAAGAUGUUUUUUAAAGACACUAGUUGAGAAGCUAUGCCUUUUAAUUCUAUCCUUGAUUACAAUAGAAACCAAACAUAAAGAUACAGGAUUCUUAAAUUAUGUUGAGCCACAGAAUUUAAAAUUAUUUUAUCAUCUUUCGCAGGAAUAAAAGCUGUACAUGAUUUUCUUUUAUGACUUCAAUUUAUAGCAUUUAUUAAGAAUUUACUGAAUUUAUAGAACAUAGUAAUAGGUAUUUACUACCCAUUUAAAUAUAACACCAAUAUCUGGUCAUGCAUCAAACAUUAUUUCUAUUAUUUCUAUUUUAAUUAUUCUAAAAUAUUAUUUCUAUAAAUAUCUCUGUAUUUCUAUAAAUAUCUCCAUAUUAUAUCUAUAAUAUCUCCAUGUGGCCUUUUUUCUCAAGAUUCCAAAAAGCUGGUUACUCACCAUAGCCUGCCACAGCACUGGUUCACUGGGCCAUGAUAUUUUACUUGUUACUUCGGAGUUCUCCACUGUACAGACACUCAGGUAUUGACUGCAUAAAACUCUUUUUAUGUGAUAAUAUAAUCUGUAGUAUCAAUUUCUUCUACUUUAAAUGAAUGUUUCUAGAGUUAACAGGUUAAAUUAUAUGUACACACAUAUAUACACAACCAUGCCUUGGAGCAUUGAUGCUUUUAAAAAUUAAAAAUGGAAUACUAGAUUAGAACCUAAAAAUAAUAACACUAGGCAGAAUCACAACCAGAAAUAAGUUUCAGUGCAUUGAAAUAAAGGAAUGAAAAAUAUUUAAUGCUGUAAAAAUUAGUAAUAUAAUGAAAAAAAUCUGAUAAAUGUUUAUUUUUUACCUCCUGUGUUGAUCUUUGUAUACUUAUAAUCAGGUGUUGCUAGAGCUUUUUGGUCUCUAGAUCCUUGGUGGUCCUUACUAGUAAUAAUAGCAUUGCUGACACCCUAACUACCCUCUGCUGGAACAGAAGGUAGUUUUUCCGAUGUACCAAUCCCUUAGUUUCUAUGACACUCUCAGUUUAAACACCCUUGCCAUCAUCUGGCAUCCUACUAGAUUAAAACUUCUUAAUGGCAAAUUGAUUUUCUUUCAAAGACCAACUUGACUCCAAAGAAAGAUUCAGAAUUCUACUUCACUUGCUGCUGUAUAGAGAAAUCUCAGCCUUUAUUUUAGUUUAACACAGACCAGAGUGUUCCUUCCUCUGAGUUGUCUGAGAGCUAAUUCUACUGAUGAUCAGUAAGGAACUAAAAAGGUUUUGCUUUAUAAGACGUGGAUGAGAAGCCCAGCUCUCCUUUCUCAUGGUGAGGCAUUUAUUGUGGCAUUACUUACUAUGGUCCCUUUUUUGAAAUAGAAGUAUGAGUGCUUGUUCAAAUUGUACUUUUUGCAGUUUAUGGGUAUGGUCCUUUUUCCUUCCUAAUGAUUACAUUUAUAAGUUAUGGCUAUAUACUGCAGACAGACUAAAGCUGCUUUUCCUUAAAAAUAAGUUUCCUACAGAUGAGGCGUUUAUGAGCAUUGAGAAAAUCAAGACAUGUGCUCUAAAUUACAUAGAAUAUGAAUUACACAAGAAGGUAAUAGCAGUCAUUAAAACAGGAUCACAUUAAAAAUUGUAACUGCAUUUCAAUAAUGAAACCUUGGCUUUUCAGAAACAGUAUGAAGAUAUAUGUUAGAAUUACCACAUCCACACUUUCAGAAUGCACAAUGUGGACAUGCUAAACACUACUUAUGUUACAAUCAGUAUGAGGAAGAGAUUGAAAUCUAAGUUAAUCAUUUUGGGUCUAUAUGAAAAUAUCUCCAAGUACAAAACAUUUAACAGGUGACUUUUUUUGUUAUGCCAUAACUCUAUCAAGCUCAUGGAAACUGUCAGUUAACUGAAAACUUUUCUUAUAUUAUGUGUAAAUGUAUGAAAAGUAAAAUAAUCUUUGCAUUCCUGUGAAGUCCAUGAAGUAUGAAGAAAUGCCCUUCCUUCUUGUUGGAUUUGAGUGGUUUUUGUACUCAUGUUGGUUCUCUGUGCUUUGUAAUGUAGAUGAGUGCAACCAAGUUUCUCAACAGUGGCUUCUUGGCUAGCUCUUUUAGGGAUGGUGGAGGGAAAAAAAUGUACUUUAUAAUCUCAAAUUAUGCAAGUUCCCAAGUAGGAAAAAUAAAGAUACAUCAUAACUUUUAUUAUUCUUACUCUAUGAUGAUUGGUUUUACAUAUUGCAGCAUGCCUUUUAAAAAUCCACCAGGUUGAAAAAAAAAAAAUCAUCUAGGUUGUAAGGGAAAAAAAAGUCUUGCACCAUAAUCCUGCGAUGAUAACUUCAUUCACCUCAUUACUCCCAGUUUCAUUCUUCAGGUCUGUGCCUGUUUCUGAUAUUAGAAAGGGUAUCAUUCCUAUGGAUUCUGGUGUAGAAGAGCCCUUCAGAGCCUUCUUUCAAACAACUAUAUUUGUAGUAUACCCCUCAAUUAUAUAUUCAGGAUGCCUUAAUUAGCAUUUAGAGCUCCAAUUUGAAUUCUGCUUUAUUGACUUAUAAGUCAAUAAGACCAUUUACAGUCAGAUUUUGUUCUUUGUAACAAGACCUUUGUAAUUUGCAGCUGUUACUAUAUAUGACUUAAUAACAUCACUGAGUAGGACCCCCAAAUCAUAUCUUCUGGUAAAGAAAAGAAAAAGAGACUUUACUGUUGUCCAGAAGUUAUUUUGAACUUGACUAAAGGUUUCCCAUUAUGGAAAAAAUUGCUAUUUACUUUUGGUUCCUAUCUUUUUUGGUUACCUUUCAAAAUUAAAAAAAAAAAAAAUUACAAAUAGUCUAUGUCCCAGCUGUCUCCUGUUGAGCUACAGACUUACUGCCAGGUAUUUAUCAACUAGACUGAGUGGAUACAUUCACUGUAUCCAUGUAUUGUCCCCCAAAUCUCCCUGCAAAUGUGCAAGUUCUACUUGAUAGUAAUCUUUGAUGAACUCUGGCUUUAAGUUACAUGUACUUUUAAAAGAUCAGAUCAAUAAAUAAGAUUUUUUCAUUUUUUAUGGCAGCUGCAUCCAUUAUUUUAAGUCAGGAAUUUCAAAUAAGAAUGUUGAUGGCACUUGCAGUGAGCCAUUGGCAGAAAACUGAUCUGAAUGUUCUACAUGAAUGUUUAGAAGCUGUCAUUAGGGAACCCAAUAGGUCAUCACUUCCCUCCCUGGCCCUCAAGAGAGAUGCCAGGUUCAGAGGUUGAACAUUUCUUAGUGUUUUGGGGAGAAAUAGAGUGUGUGCUUACUGAGGAGUCCCAAAAGGCAGGGAUCAUUUAUAGUUAUUAUAAGCAUUAAAAACCAUCAUCCAAUAUGUUCGUGUAUAGGCCCAUGUUGGGAAUUUAAGUGGGAGGAAAAGGUGCGGACACCACCUAAUUACGUGACCACUUUCUCCCCUUCGUACCAUCGGCCAUCUCUCAGCAGUGUUUCCUUUGGUCUUUACCCUUCCGGGGUUGCGAGAAGCCUAACUUUGCCUUAAAUCCAUUCAGUCUCUUAGAUUAAAAGUCUGUAUUGUUUUCUAUAUGGCACCAUGUUAGAAGUUUUGUAUAUGGCUUUGCAUCUUCAUUUACCUUUUUACAGAGAAUGCUAACUAUACAUGAUUGAUGCUUAAAGUCUGAGAUAUCACCACAUUGAGGGCUAUGACUUCAGGAAGAGCUAAAACCUUUACAAAUAAAUAGGGAAUUUGGCAGGGAAGACGACGUUUUUAAGAAAUUUAGAAUCCUAUUUAUAUACUGUUAAAAUUUGAAGUAUUAUAGUUUAUAUUAAAAUUGAAUAUUCAUAUAUAUAUUUCAGUACUAGGAAUUUUUGUGUAACCACUAACAUGACAGAUUAAUAAAUAUGAUGAAAAUUAUUGUCAGUAAAUUAUCAUAUUGAAUUGUUUGUGGUGUUUCUGUAUUUGUCUUCAUUUUGUGUAUAUAUCACACAUAUGUACAAAAAUAUGUGAAUAACCUCAUGUUAUUCCUAAUUUCAAUUGCCACAGUAUCUUUGAUGUAUGUUGACACUGUAUUUUAAAUUACUUAAAAAAUAAACUAUGUAAGCACAUUUUAA